GCCGGCCCAUUCAUGAAACGCCCCGUUCUUCUCUCUCUCUCUCUCCUCCGACCCCUCCGCCGUCGCCUCCCAGCCUCGCCGCGGCGGCGGCGGCGGCGGCGGCGGCCGGAGAGAGUAUGCCAGCGAGCAAUGUUCGGCCUGCAGGCGGCCGUAGAGCUUGGCAGGGCGAAUGGGGAGUGACGCGGGCCUCACCUCUACGACGACCACGACCAGCCGUCCGCUUCGACGCCGGCAAGCUCGAGCGCCUCAACGACCACUUUCUCCUCCGCAGGAGUAUUUCUUUCUGUAGUUGACAUGUGCUGUUAGAAGUUCCUCGCUAUUGCCGCAGGCAUGGAAAUGGAGCUCUCUUUUCCAUUAGCAUAUUAUUUGCUGUACGACGGUCUUUCUACCUCUGGUUCUACAAGCUGAGAAAUGGUUGGCUGGUGGUGAGCGCUACUGUUCUGUGUGUUGCCAUUUCCCCUAUUCUGCCAGCCCGCCAUGCUCAUUGAAGCCAUUGCCAUGAGGGUUGAUGAAUGCAUGCCUCCCCUCUACAUACUACUCGGGCUUCUCCUCUUGCACACUGCUCCUUGGUGCUCCUCUGCAGCUGCCACUGAAGACACUCUCACGGCAGGCCAAGCGCUCGGCGUUGGUGACAAGCUCGUCUCAAGAAACGGCAAGUUCGCCCUUGGCUUCUUCCAGCCAGCAGCAAGCAGCAUCAGUAAGUCGUCCCGCAAUGCCACCUCCCCCAGCUCCAGCUGGUACCUUGGCAUAUGGUUCAAUAAGAUCCCCGUUUUCACUACCGUGUGGGUUGCUAAUAGAGAGGAGCCCAUCACCCACCCCAAUCUCAACCUGACACAGCUCAAGAUCUCAAGCGAUGACAAUCUUGUCAUCAUAAACCAUGCCGCCAAAACUGAAUCCAUUGUUUGGUCCACUCACAUUGUCAAUAGGAAAACUAGUAGCAUAAACACCACCGCCUCUAUAGCCGUUGUUCUCUUGAACAGUGGUAACCUUGCCCUACUCGCAAAUAGCCAAGACAUGUUGUGGCAGAGCUUUGACUACCCAACAGAUGUUGCGCUUCCUGGUGCCAAGUUAGGCCGGAACAAGGUCCCCGGUUUCAUUCGUCAGUACAUAUCAAAGAAAAGCCUCAUUGAUCUGGGUCUAGGGUCAUACAGCAUUGAACUAGACAGCACCGGGAUCGUCCUCAAGCAUCGCAACCCCUCGGUAGUGUACUGGCAUUGGGCAUCCUCCAGAACAUCAUCGUUGAAUCUUGUGCAAUUAAUCAAGACCACGUUAGAUUUGGAUCCCCGGACAAAAGGUUUGAUUAACCCAGCAUAUGUUGACAACGACCAAGAGGAGUACUACAUGUACACUUCGCCGGAUGAAUCAUCGUCUUCUGUGUUUGUCUCACUAGACAUCUCUGGUCAGAUAAAGGUGAAUGUUUGGUCACAAGCCAGCCAGUCUUGGCAAAGCAUAUAUUCCGAGCCUGCCGAUCCCUGCACUCCGCCUGCUACUUGCGGACCUUUCACGGUCUGCAACGGCAUUGCACAUCCAUCAUGUGACUGUAUGGAGAGCUUCUCCCAGAAGUCACCGCAGGAUUUGGAGUUUGAGGAUCGAACAGGAGGAUGCAUCAGAAACACACCGUUACAUUGCAGCACUAGUGGUAACAACAAAAACAUGACAAAUUCAACAGACAUAUUCCACCCCAUUGCUCAAGUUGCACUGCCCUACAACCCGCAAAUUGUAGAUGUUGCUACUAAAAGUAAAUGUGAAGAAGCAUGUCUUGGUUCCUGCUCCUGCACUGCCUAUUCCUAUAGCAAUAGCAGAUGCUCUGUCUGGCAUGGGGAAUUGUUUAGUGUAAAUCUUAAUGAUGGCAUUGAUAAUAAUUCUGAAGAUGUUCUUUAUCUUCGCCUUGCUGCCAAAGAUUUGCUACCAGGUUCCAGAAAAAACGAAAGAAAACCAAAGGCAGGAGUUGUUACCAUUGUAAGUAUUAUUGGUUUUGGGUUAAUAAUGGUCAUGCUGUUGUUACUGAUUUGGAGGUACAAAUUCAAGUGGUGUGGUUUGCCUAUAUACGACAAUCCAGGUAGUGCUGGUGGAAUCAUAGCCUUCAGAUACACUCACUUGGUUCGUGCUACUAAAAGCUUCUCAGAAAAGCUUGGAGGAGGUGGUUUUGGUUCUGUAUACAAGGGGGUGUUAAGUGACUCAAUGACUACUAUAGCAGUGAAAAGGCUCGAUGGUGCCCGUCAAGGAGAGAAGCAAUUCAGGGCCGAGGUGAGCUCAAUUGGACUGAUCCAACACAUAAACCUAGUCAAAUUGAUUGGUUUCUGCUGCGAAGGUGAUCACAGAUUACUUGUGUAUGAACACAUGUUAAAUGGGUCUCUUGAUAGUCAUCUAUUUAAGAAGAGCAAUGCAAAUGUUGUUGUCCUGAAUUGGAACAUCAGAUGUCAGAUAUCCCUAGGAGUUGCUAGAGGAUUGUGCUACUUGCAUCAGGGUUGUCGUGAGUGCAUCAUACACUGCGAUAUUAAGCCAGAGAACAUACUUCUGGAUGCAUCAUUUGUUCCUAAAGUUGCAGACUUUGGGUUGGCAGCGUUUGUGGGAAGGGAUUUCAGCCGAAUUCUGACUUCAUUCAGAGGAACUGUGGGUUAUCUUGCCCCAGAGUGGCUUACUGGAGUGGCGAUCACACCGAAAGUCGAUGUUUACGGAUUCGGCAUGGUGCUAUUGGAAAUCAUAUCAGGAAGGAGGAAUUCCUCACCUGAAACAUCGUACAACACCAGCAGCAGCAACAGUAACCAGAAUAUUGAAUACUUCCCUGUGCAAGCCAUAAGCAAGCUUCACAGUGGAGAUUUGAAGAGUUUGGUGGAUCCACGGUUACAUGGUGACUUCAACUUGGAAGAGGCUGAAAGGAUUUGCAAAGUUGCAUGUUGGUGCAUCCAAGAUAAUGAGUUGGAUCGGCCGACCAUGGGUGAAGUAGUCCGGGUUCUCGAGGGUCUACAGGAGAUUGAUGUGCCCCCAAUGCCAAGACUGCUUGCAGCUAUAACGGAAUAAUCUGGUGUUGCAACUUCAAUGCAAUAUAAUACUUGUACUGAACAUAGUACUAGUCUUUUAAUUUCAGCAAUUUUCUUAAAAGUUGUAACGUGGAGAGAAAGGAAUAAAGGAAGGCAAGCUUGCAGUUGCUAA
This is a messenger RNA of Triticum aestivum (bread wheat), 3153 nucleotides long. RefSeq names its product G-type lectin S-receptor-like serine/threonine-protein kinase At2g19130. Gene Ontology annotation, biological process: recognition of pollen; protein phosphorylation. The record is from RefSeq and is a predicted model, not a curated record. The coding region runs from base 478 to 3021 and encodes 847 amino acids. The transcript has 4 exons. Gene Ontology annotation, molecular function: ATP binding; protein serine/threonine kinase activity. NCBI's taxonomy places the organism in Eukaryota, Viridiplantae, Streptophyta, Magnoliopsida, Poales, Poaceae.